AUGUGGCCAUCUAAAAGUGUCGAGAAAAAGCUACCUGAGGAUUUUGACUCCUUGGCAAAGAUGUUGGUAAGAGGAACGUAUAAACAGAUUGCUACUGCUGCUUGGAAAAAUGAAAAAUUGAGGAAAGAAUUCAUACAGCUAAUGGAAAAGGAAAUCAACAGAGAAUGCACACAACUAUGUUCGAAGAAAAAUCCCAGCAUUUUGAGGAUGACCAGUAAAGAGAGCAUUUUAACUCUUACAUUUGAGAAACUUUCUGGCAAACUUAGUAAGAGAGCACCCCUGUUUCAUUCGUUGUUAGUUGCUGCUUGUACCAACCCAAGAAGUAAAGCAACAGAACCUCAAAAUGAAUUUGCAUCAGUGGCUAUGGCAGGAGCUGUUUGUCUUCGCAGUCGGUCAAAGUUCAUGAUAGCUGCCCAACUAUUGAUAACCAUCUUUUUGUAUCAUGCAAAUUGGUUGGUAAGUCAUUAUUUAUUGUUAUAUCCCACCAAUUUUCUUCGUCUAAAUAGGAUGGUUUUGCUUAUCAAUUGGAACCCUUGGCAGUGGCGUCAUGGCGACGGGGGUGGCGGGUGCAUGGCCCAUUUUUUCAAGGGGGUGCCGAAAUCCAGUUGGAGUGCCAAAAUUGCCAAGAAGGAUUAGUAUUUAAUUCUAAAAUUUAAGUUUCUCAAUUAAAAUUCCUACAUGACAUGUGACAUGACCGUAUUACAUUCUUGUUGUUUGUUUACGGUUUUUGUUUAAAAUACAGCUUUGUUAGAAUACAUUUUUGUUAGAAAUUUGAUGCUCAAAAUGGAGGAAAUGGCACUUUCAGGCUUCAAAUUUCAGAAAGUUGCUGGGGAGCAUGCUCCCUAGUUGUACAAGAGCCAAUUUUUUUUUCAGGGGGGGGGAGGCACCAGUGUCAAAAUAACUGUGGGACAUCAAAUUUAACACUGCGCCCUGCCCCCCCUUGAGAUUUUGAAGCCACCACACCACUCACCCUUGAUAAUUAAUGGUUAUAAACCACAAUAUCUGCUCAGGACUCAUAUACAUAUAAAACUAUUAAAGAGCCGGUCAAGUCCGUUCUGAGCUAAUUGCAUCCUUCUUUAUUGGUAUUAAUUAAUAGUUUAAUAAUUUUCUAGUUUCUAAUAGGCAAAGCAUACAUUUACUAGUUUUGCAUAAUCUACACACCCAUUGUCUCAUUAAUGUUUGUGGCUGUUCAGAAAUAUUGGUCAAUUUUUGACAUCCCUACCCACCCCCACAUAAGAAUUAUGUGAUGCACUCCCAAAAAAUUAUUAUUAAGGUUAAUUUGAAAGUGUGCUGGAACAGCAUGGGUGAAUUUGCAGCAUAUAUAUUAAAUAUAUAUUACUUGUAUAUUACAGUAUUUCUCUUACUUUAAUUAUAGGCUAUGUUGGCACGAUUGUAUCCAUUGAGGCUAGUAACCAGCCACACCUUUCUAUACAAGAAACUCGAUGAAUAUGGAGCUGAUCAUGAUAAGGAAGUUCUGGACAGAGUUGCUGCACAGGGGUCAACUACUGGCACAAAAUCACUGUAAGAACCCAACUGAAGAAAAUCCUGAGGCAGAUCCAUUAGCUCAAGCUGUUGUUACACCUGAUUCUGGCAGAAAAAUUGUGUUUGACAAUAUCGAUUACAACCAGAAAGUUCACUACAUGACCGAACAACACCAGAAUGUUGACCAUUAUUAUGUAACAUACAUGAGUGUAGAGAACCGUGUAUCAGGGAACCAUUUAAGUGAUGAACUUCCAACAGGUGGAGUUAUGAAAAUGGAGAAUGGAAAAUGCAUUCCUAGUUCAGCUGAUAAU
Molecule: messenger RNA, 1793 nt
Organism: Paramuricea clavata
Lineage: Eukaryota; Metazoa; Cnidaria; Anthozoa; Malacalcyonacea; Plexauridae
Source: the annotation of a GenBank genome assembly